This is a messenger RNA of Anopheles marshallii, 8616 nucleotides long. RefSeq lists its product as uncharacterized. The transcript has 5 exons. Lineage: Eukaryota; Metazoa; Arthropoda; Insecta; Diptera; Culicidae. The record is from RefSeq and is a predicted model, not a curated record. The coding region runs from base 1 to 8616 and encodes 2871 amino acids.
AUGUUUAGCUGUCUUUGGCAAUUAUGGGAUUGGAUUGAUCCACCCACGUUUACGACGAUGGAGAGCAAAAAGCUGCAGCAGUUGCAACAGGCCAAUUCCCAUCUGGCACCGAUGCCACAAAUGAAACCACCGCAAGGUGGUGGUUUUCAGCAUCCACCACCGGGCGGGUAUGACUACGGUGCGACCGCGGCGGCCCCGGGUCGAUCGACCAUGUAUCCACCGAAUGCCGCCCAGUACCAGGGCUACGGACAGCACGGUCAGCAUCCUGCGUCGCUGCGAUCACCCUAUUCGACCGGGAGCCCAAAGUCGUCGCUCAGCACGAACAGUGGCGCUCUCUACGGUGCGACCGACGUCGGAGAGAUGUCGUCCACCAGCGGUGGACCAUCCUAUCACAUACCUCCUGGACAGCAAGGACUGCUGCACCCACAUCAGCAGCAGUUCCGCAGCAAUACGCUCGGUCCCGGUGGUGGCGGUUACGGGUACGAUCAUCAGCAGCAGCUCUAUCGCGUCAGCUCACCAUCGAGCGGGAGUGGUGGCGGGGCGAGCGGAGAACGGGAACGCUUGUACCAAACAGCGCCCUUGGUGCGGUCCGGCGUACCUGGCACGCCCCACUCGGUCACGAGUGCGAUGAGCUCGAAUGCCCCGAUGUCGAAGCUGGAGCUACAGUUCCAACAACUGCAGCGUGAAAAAAUUCAGCAACAGAUAAAAACUGCCACCGAAGCCAUAGCCCAUCAGCAGCAAACGUUUGCCUUACGGCAACAGCUAAAUCCACCCGUUCCAAACUAUCACCUAAAGCAAAACCUGCUGCAGAACCUGUCCCAGCAUCAUCAGCAGCAAAUUCAACAGCAGCAGCAACAGCAACAACAGCCACAGCCUCAAAAUCAGCUGCAAGUGCAUAAACAUCCACAAUACCCUGCACAGCAACAGAAGCAGUUAGCUCAGCAGCAUCAACAACAGCAGAAACAACAACAGCAACAGCAGCAAAAACAACAACAACAACAGAUGCAACAUGCUAUGAAGCAACAGCAGCAGCAACAGCAGCAGCAGGCACGAUAUGCGUCAGGUGCAUCGGCGAACCGUAACGCACCACCAUCAAGUCUGAAUCUGUUGAACCACUGUCAACCGGCAGCUAGCGAAACGGAUAAAAUAAUGCGAUCGCACGUGCCAUCCUACCAUGGAACAGUCGAUACGACGGGAGGAGCUGUUAUCGGUCUAUACGGCGAGGAAGACUCGCUCUACCACCAAAAGGGUGGUUACCCGCAGGGAAUAACUUCACCAGGUGCGAAUAGCGAAAUCAUUAUUCAGCAAAACAUUCCCGGACAGGUUGUGAAUCAAGCGUGCCAAACGCAAAUCAGCUCGAUGGUGUUAGCUGGUAACAGUGGUGUUGCCCAACAACCGCAACAGGUGAAAUCAUCACCAUCAGACACACUCUCAAGCCCAUCGCAUGAUUCCAGCGAGCGACGACGUGGCGGAAGCGGACAACAGCACACACUGAAAUCUCCCGUCACCAAGCGACCAGCCAAUGCGCCAGUAGCAUUGUCCGGCUGGCUGUACAAACAGGGUUCGGACGGGCUGAAAGUGUGGCGGCGACGAUGGUUUGUGCUGUCGGAGUACGUGCUGUACUACUACAAAGGUCAGGAGGAGGAAAAACUGCUGGGAACUGUGCUGCUACCAUCGUACAAAGUGUCUGCCUGCUUUCCGGAGGAUAAGAUCUACCGUAAGUUUGCGUUCAAAUGUGAACAUGCGAACAUGCGCACGUUUGUGUUUGCGGCAGAGAACGGUGAAUCCAUGAGCCAGUGGGUCCGUGCGCUGACAUUGGCCACGAUGAUGAUACAGCAUGUCGGUACCGAACAGGAGGGAAAUUCUAACCAGCACCAGUACGGCACUAAGGGCAGCGGUGCUGGCAGCAGUGAACUUUUGUCCAGUGAUUCGAGCGGUACCGGUGGCCCGCAGUCACAGGGUUCGAACGAUACUAUGAAGUUGAUACAGCAGGCGGGUGGUAAUGGCAGCAGUAGCAGUAGUGGUGCCGGUGCAUCUGGGCUAAAUGACAGCAUGUCUCUACCGCAGCCACUGUACGCCAAUGCUCCCCCAAAGCCGAGACGCGUUAAUGAUGCAGGUUAUUCUUCGCCCAGCCCCGAACAUACGAUGCUGCACGAGCGCUACGACCAAAUGGUGCAACAUCAGCAGAUGCUGUUCCCAGGGGUAGCCUCCGGUGCGCAGGUUGGUGGAGGGGGGUUGGUACUAGGCAACAACCGAACCCCGGCGGCAUUAACAGCUCAGGCGAUCUACGGUGAUCCGAAACGGAUCGAGCGAGACUUGUACAUCCAGAAGCUUAUAGAGCAGCAGCAACAACAGCAGCAAUUGAAUGCCGCCAAACAGCAGCAGCAGCAACAACAGCAGCAACAUCUUGGAAUACAGUCAUCUCCCCUGCAUGGUCAGGUACUGCGUAGCACGCCCGGUGCUGGAACGAAUCCAUUUCUCUACCCGAGUAAUGAUCGCCGGACGCCGGAUACCUACGGGCCACCGAAUGCAGCGAUCGAUCCCAAGCAUAUGUCUGAUUAUGAGGACAUCUAUAAUUUAACCAUGCUGUCGAAAUCGCUACCAUCAAACGCUGCUGGACCGAUAGAAGGGAUGGCCGGAGAGGGAGGUGGUGCGGUACCGGGUGGGACAAGUUACAAACGACCAUCCAGUCCGCUGCGCUACGAAAGCAAUGGCGCAUUCCCGCCGUAUAUGGGAAAUUCGGCAUUGUACAAUGCCGGUCAAUUUGAGCAUCAACUAACAGCAGGUACUGCACCGUUACCACAGCAUGUUCAGAUGCGAGCACGUCCUAUUCCACCGAACAUUCCACGACCGCACUCGGCCGACUUCUUGGAUUAUGAGGCAAGGCACCCCUUAAACCAAACGGUCGGCGGGGGUAACGACGAGCCCAGCCCUGUACAUCGUACUCCGAGGCCAAAAUCUAGCCUGGAUAUUAAUCGCACGCCUGACCACUAUUACUAUUCUGAGGCCAGCUAUGCGGAGAAGAUGCGCCUGCAAAGCGCAUCGUAUUUGCAACGGACCAAUAAUUCAGCCAACGGUGCAUCGCGCAAACAACAACGAUCCGAUGAACUACAAGGAUUGUUCUCCAGCGGCACGAUGCCCCGAGAAGGAUUGUACCGAAGCGGAAGUGGCAAGUUAAUACAAUCGCAUCAACAGCAACAGAUGGAAGAUUACCCGAUUGGCUCGCAAAGUAUGCCACGACCAUCAGCAACGGAUCGUGCUGCGACAGGCACCCGCCCGACAGUGAGCAGCCUCAAGAAACAGGGCAGUGGUACGUCCCAGCAACAGCAACAGGAGCAAUUCGCACGUUCAGCGAGCGCACGGUUACCGCGCAAGGAAGAGGAUUCUUCCCUGCGGGACGGUGAACGCAAACGGGAAGAAUCGAUGAAGCGACUGCUCGAGUGGAAGCAGCGAAUGUUGCAAUCACCGCUGACAAAGAAAAUUGCUAGCCAGCAUUCGGCCACAAUGGCGUCGGCUGAAUCGCUCAAUCCCGGCUCAAGCACAAACGUGGCCGGUGAUCGACGGCAUGAGGAUAUCUACGGCAUGAAGUCGGAAGAUUCGCUGCUGCGCGGUGAUUACUAUUCGUCGACAUACGAGCGGCAAUCAAUCGGUGAUUUGACGACGAUCGGUUCGGCGGUAGCCGCUAGAAAGCAUGGUGGCAGUGUGGCCAACAUUGCCCAAACAUCGGCGUACGGUAGUGAGAUGAAGCUGAACGGAGAUUACAACAGUUACUCGUCGGAUGAUGAAGAUGGAAGAAAAUUUACGCCGGCAGGAAGGUCAUCCCCACUCGUUAGUACCGUUGCCACGAAAGAGGUAGCAGAAGCACCACCACCAUCACACAAUUUAACACAACACAACCACAGCCACCAAUUUUCCGAUUUCGCCGCUGGCACUGGCAGCACUGAUAAUACGAUGCACGCAUUAACGCAAUCUUUUUACGCCGACACGACCGGCAGUGGCGGUGAUGGUAAAGACAGGAUUAUCAAACCAGUCACUAAUGCGGAUAUGGACAGACACUAUAGCAUGGAACGGGAGCAGGAUAGCAAGCCGACAGCACUUGCGAUGAUCGUGCAGCGGGAUGAGGAAGAGGAUGGGUUGUAUGAGGAUAGUUUAGUGAAUCACGCAAGUGCCAGCGCUAGUCCCAAUUUGAGUGUAGAUGUGAAUGUAUAUGAAAAUAGUUUUAUGAAGGCGCCAAACGAACGUAAGAAUUCGGAAAGUGAUGCGGAUAAGGGUCAAGAAACUGAUGGUAGGAAUCGGCGCGUACCAAAGGAUGACAUUGCAACCGGGCUAGUUGAGCAUCUUGUGAAUAGCAAGGCCCAUGUCAAUGACUGCUUGCGUAGCGAUAGAAAUAGUGGUAGGAUAAAUGGUAAUGGGAACCGUAACAACUCAUCGUUUGAUGUUAAACCUUUGCUAAUAACGGACCUGGUUGACCCUAAACAACAAGCGUAUGUGCCAGUUUAUAAGCACAGUCUCUCGUCAUUGAGUGUCACAGCGUUGCAUUCUCCCUCGGCGACUGUGUUAAGCGCAAUGGGCAAAGAGUCACCCAAAGAAGCAGCAGCAAAUAAGCUGCGAGAGUCGAUGAAUGAUCAGGAAGUGACUGAAGCAAUCGACGAGAAGGGCGCGGAUGAUGGUGAAGAUAUCUUCGAAUAUACCGACGAAGAUCUAGAUGAAGCGUUGCAACAUGCUGAGGAACAGCAGGACAUUAACACAAGCAAAGAACAGGCUGCCACGCUGGAGCUGCCGAACUACGGAAUGUCGAUAGACGAUGAGCUUUCAAUGCAGAUAAUGGAAGGACACUAUAUGCCGAUGACACCGCGAAAGAACUUGAUCGGCUCACCUAGCAGCUGUACGACGCUGUCGCUAUUGAACCGCCACAAUAGUAUAAAUCAACCGGGACAACUGAUGGCAUCAUCGGCAUCCUCGACCGGCAAGUUGAGACCGUGCGAAAGUUUAACAGCAAUGGACAUACUGGAUUCGAUACAAAAAAGCAACGAAAUGCAAAUGUGCAACGCUUACGACGAAAGUACCUACAUUGAGAUGACUAAGGGAGCACUGGGCAAGAGCGUGUUUGCCACAGCGGACGAGCUGAGGGGGACGACGUACGAGAUGAUAAUGAUGCCAGAACCGUCCCGAUCCCUUUCCAGCGCGGCCGUGAAUGGCGGUGAGUUAGGACUGAACCGAACCACAGCAGAUUCGGAACCAUUGUACAUGGAGUUGUCGCAAUUGCAUAGCAACAUUAAUACGCUCACCAAAAAGGAUUCUACCCUUGGUCGCACGGAUAGAAGCGCCAAAAGGGAUGAAAAACUCGAUGCGAAGGUAGUUGAUGGUGAGUAUCAGAAGAAAUCGCAAAACAUGGAAGGUACGGCUGAACUUGCGGGAGAAAAAACCAGCACGAUGGUGCGCAUGAAAAAUGCAGUGACUGGCGGUACUAUGAGUAAGAAGAAGAAGAAGGAUAAAAACUGGCCAGAUAUAGUGAUGCAAUCCAGCAAAACCGACGACAGUGACAGCGAAUCGGACGCGGCGGAUAAAAUCAAUGAUGAUUGCAAACGAAUCAAAAAGAAAACCAGUGCCAAAGAGAAACCGCUGUCCGCAAUGAAUUCGGAGCUGCAGAGCAAGAUCAUGGCCCGUACACGGUUCAGUCUGUCCGAUACCUUUCGACCAGCGUCGUAUUAUUUGGGAGCAAGCGGUAGUAACACUCAGUUCGGUCACGGUAGCAAUGGCGGGGAAAGUUCGUUCGAUAUUUUGCUGGACAGCUCGGACAGUGACAUUGUAUCACCGCCUCCAAUACCGAUCACUUCACUGCCACUCGAUGAACCGGACGGUGGUAGCUGCGGCGAUGAAGCGAGAAUGCUACUGGGUACCGUGGACAUAGCAAGGUACGGCGAUCGGGAGAAAUUUCGUUCUAGCGAAGCGAUCGAUCUGAUAAAGAGUCAUCACGCGCAGGAGAAAAGACAAUCGGUUCAAAGUUUGGUUACCGGCACAUCCAGCGGUGGUCAAUCGUUGGCCGGCUCGAUGAAUCUAUCGUACGGUAUGCGUCGUGAAAGUGGCAGCAUUUCGUCAAAUCGUUCAAGCCUUCGCAGCAGUUCCCAAGGACUGUUUGGUGUUGGCAACACGGGUGCAGUUGGUAAGCAAACUCGCGAUUCACUUAGCGGCCAGGAACGUGGCUAUGACGGUGUGUCCCAUGCGUCAUCGGAAUACGAACUACUGGUGCGGGACGCAUGCGCCAAUUCGGUCCGGUUAGGAUCGGCGAUGGGCGCACGGAGGGAUGAUUCGUCUGCACGAAGUUCGAUCACGCUUUCCGAGACGAGCGGUUCCAUCGAGUGGAGGAGUCGCUCAUGCAUGGAUGUGUCGAUAAGAAACAAAAGACGUCCCAUAUCGGGAAGCUCAAUCAAUUGCCCCAUUGAGUUGGCGCUGGAUGGUCUUGAGGCCACGGCAGAGAUUGUCGGUGGCGAGUUAGACAGUAGUCGGAGUAAUCACUUUUUGAGUAAUAUUGAAGGUGGAACGGGAGGUAUUGUGGAAGGUAACACAGAGGAAUUGAACAGCAAUUCGUCCAAUUUUUCCCAAAAUGGCCAUGAUAACAGUAUCUACUACGAGAACGUGGAUGUUACUGGAUCGAAUGUUGCCGAGUUGACAUCACGCAAUCUACCCGUACCGAUACUGAGUCCGCUGAGGGAGAAAAAUCUUUCCCUGCACGAUGCACGCUGCCAGUCUGAAUAUCUCAGCACGGUUCUCGAGGGACACAGUCUUGAUGUGGAGAAUGCUUCGCUCCUGUCGGCGAUGGAUCCCGACCAGCAAAGCUCGUGCACGAUUCGCUAUGAUUAUGAUCGCUCGAACCAGUGCAACCGGACGAUCACGCCAGUUGAUGGCGGCUCGCAGUCAGUGGCGACCGACGCAAUACACAGUCGUAACAACAGUACGCUCUCGUCGGAGGGUGCUCCCUACUACUAUUCCGAUCUGCAGGCGGCUCGAUCACGCGACGAGGAUAGAUUCCAGCACCAGCGGCAACUGAGCAAUGAUCGGUGUGGUACCAGCAAUGGGAGUUCCCACACGUCACCAUCCGCACUCUUUGCAGCUGGCGAUACGCUAAACAAUCAACGUGAUCCGGGAGGGCUGCGUAAGCAUACGUCCGGCAGCAUAUUCCACAUUCACAACCCAUUAAACACACUCAAGACGGCGAAUUUGUUGCUGCAUGCAUCCGCCAGCGAGAAGCAUGCGGAUAUCGAUCGCAAAAACCUUUACGAGUCGGAUCGGAUUGGACAGAAGGAGGUUAACAAAACGAUUGCUGCAUCGUUAGCGGGUGGUGUAGGUAAGGUUGCUGGAAUGCCGGCAGGUAGAUCAUCCUCUUCCUUAUCGGUAAAUGCGUUCAAAGAUGGUAGCGGUACGAUAAGCCGCCUCUCCACGGGGUCGUUCUGUAGCUCUGCCUUCCAGCAUCCAUCGAGCACAUACGGCGCACAAUCGAGCGCAAGUGGUGAUCCUAUGCCGGGAUGUAGUAGUAGCAGCAGGGAUGGAUUUCACCACCUGCUCGACACUUCUGCUGGUAAUAUUUCGUCCGGCGAUCAACUCUGGGAGGAAGACACGCUGUGGCGCGAUAACUUACGGCGCGUGUCCCAUAUACACGCGAAAUCAAUGGAUAAUCUUGACCACCUGGGCACGAUCAGAUCACCUUCGGCGGCGUUGCUAGCUAAAACGAUCAACCACCAGCAGCAGGAAGCACAGCGCGAAACGCAGGAAAGAUACCGCGAUGGACAACCGGCGGACCCGAACAGUGAAGAAUUGAGCAUCAAACCAAUUGUCAAAAUAAAUCGCAAGGAUGUGACCUACGUCAAUGAGCAUCUAACCAAUCUUCCGGUAUCGAAGACAGCGGUAUUCGGUGAGCAAGCCACUGUACCUACCGCGAUGGUAAACUCUUCAAACAACGCACACUCCACCCGGGCAGGAAAUACGCUGGUCAGCGAAGCCAAUGCCGGUGGUGAUGGUGACGACGAUGACGUGUAUGUGCAGCUCGCUAGUAACGUAUCCUCGUCGGGUACGAUUGUGCGUGGUGAUGGCCGCUGGUCAUCAUCGAGCGGACGAGAGUCAGAUGCGGUGUACGAGGUGCUGCGUGAUGAGAUAAACCGAUACGACAUCAAUCGUGAAACAAUUCGACAAUGGGAUCUCAUGUCCAGUGGGCUGGUAAACAGCAGCACGACAACAUCCAGCACCCCGAAGACGAACGGGAGCAACCUUAACGCCGGUAGAAAAUCGCACGCCAGUAACUGUACAACCUCCAUCGCUGGCAAGACAAACGCGACGGACGGUGGCGUGGAUAAUGGGGCCGGGGUGCAUUUGCAUGCAUUUGCCAAAACGGGAACUAGAGCAAUACUAGCCACGGCAUCUUUAUCUGAGCCCGGUGAUAACGCGAACGAUGCAAUGUCGGUGGGUAGUGUGAAUAGUAGCAAAUAUAACAUCCCAGACAGUGAACGCAACGUGGAAUCGUUGAGGGAUAAGUAUAGCAUGGAUAAUAACAAACAUAUAAACAUUCGGAAACAUGAUCGAAGAGAAACUGGACUGGAUGAUUGUAGGGCAACAAAAAAAUGA